Mesocestoides corti is the source of this 441-nucleotide messenger RNA. NCBI's taxonomy places the organism in Eukaryota, Metazoa, Platyhelminthes, Cestoda, Cyclophyllidea, Mesocestoididae. The record is from the annotation of a GenBank genome assembly.
AUGAACGUGAUUCUUGUCUUCCUCGCUGUGGUAGCCGUCGGUGUUUCUGGAGCUGUGAAUGAUCGCUGCAAGCAACCAAUUGAUCCAGGACUUUGUCUUGCCUACUUCCCGAAGUGGGGUUUCGAUCAGGGCACAGGCACCUGCACUGAAUUCAUCUACGGCGGUUGUGGUGGAAAUGAAAAUCGUUUCGACGAUGAGAGAUCCUGCCAGCAUGCCUGUCACCUCACGGUUAAUCCUUGCACGCUGCCAAUCGACACAGGACGAUGCUACGCUUAUUUGCCCAAGUGGGGUUACGACCGGCAAUCAGGCAGGUGCAUUCAAUUCCCCUACGGUGGCUGUGGUGGCAAUUACAAUCGCUUCGAAGAUGAGUGGACCUGCCGACGUAUUUGUCAGCGUUUAACAAAAGAUGUGAUUUCCUGGGACGCUGAGGAAGUUAACUGA